Opisthocomus hoazin is the source of this 1431-nucleotide messenger RNA. Lineage: Eukaryota; Metazoa; Chordata; Aves; Opisthocomiformes; Opisthocomidae. The record is from RefSeq and is a predicted model, not a curated record.
AUGGGUAUCAAAGACUAUGAAGACGAACCUCCAAUAAGAGUCUUACAUGACCUCCAUUGUGAAAUCAGGACUCUGAAGGAAGAUGUUAAUGCCAGUCUUGAUAAGAGUUGCUCUGAAAAACAAGCAGUUCAUGAUUUUGUGAAGGCAAGUGAAAUGUUGAUGCAAAGAAAUGCAACAGAUCUUGGGAAAAUAAGAGAGCUGUUCCAGAAAUAUGGCUACAAACCACGUGUCAAAGACUCUACAGCGGAGGAAGAAGUUAACAGUGAUUCAACGGUGUCUGUCCAGAAUAAAUCCGAUGAGGAAAAGGAAGAUGAUGUACCUCAUCUUCCUGCUCAUACUGAGAAGCCACAGGUGCCCAAAGACCCGCUGCAUAACCCCCAGCUUUCUGAUUUUGGCCUUUCACAGUAUGCUUUCUCCAGGCCUUGGAGUGCAGUGAAAGGACAGCACGCAACAUAUGCACCUCAAGAAAAUUCAAAGAGCAGGACUCCGCUAAAAGCACAGAGCCCCUGUAUUUUGCCCAAAACACCAAAAUGUAUGCUAAAGAUGGACGAUUAUGAAUGUGUAACACCAAAACUUGAACACUUUGGCAUUAGUGAACAUACCAUGUGUCUGAAUGAAGAUUAUACGAUGUCGCUUAUUCGUAAAGCUGCUCAGGCAAGCAAGAAGUUGCUUAAAAAGGAUGGUUGUGAAGUGAAUGUACCAGAAAUGACAUCCCGGGAAAUCACAGUUACUCCUGUGCCAAGACCAAAAGUGACAGCUGAGAAGGCUGACUGGAUGGUUUCUCCUAUGAUACUCGUGUUCUGUACUCCUGAUGUGAAAAUCCCUUCUGGAACAAAUAAUACAGUGUUAUCAAGGUCACCAGAGACAAAUGAACUGCCUCUUGCCAGUCAUACAGAAACACCACAGUUUCCAAAUUUUGAAACAAGAUGGCUAAAAACAGAAGCUAAGAUGCAGGGGGAAAAGAUUGAGUCGGUGACAAAAAGCAAUACAACAGAUAAACAAAACAUAGAAGAUAGCAUUCCUUUCGCUGUGAGCUCUGAUGAGUAUCUUAAACAUUUUGGAGACCCUUCUCCUCCCCAAAUAAAACACUAUGACCAGUUACUCAGUACUCCUCCGCCUCCAGAAAUAACAAGGAUACCAGAUGAUGUUCUACAGAUUUUGUCAAAGUACAAUCAUGAUGUAGAUACUUCUAAAGGCAAGGAAAUGGAGACCAAGGCAGGAAAUACUAGAAGAUACGAAAGUGAUUUCACUGAUUACUGCAACAGAGAGAACAGAGCAGUUCUCUCCCACAGGUGUGGGCCAUCUGGUAAACCCCAGGAUGUAGCCAUGGGGCUGGAGGAGGUUAAGACUCCCCUUAAACCAGUAUUGCUGCUGAGGAAAGGUGUGUCCCGCUGCGCACUGAAGUCAUACGACGUGUCAGAGUGGGAAUAA